GGGCGGAAGGAGAAAGGGAGGGGGAGGGGAGGGGGAGGAGCCGUCAGGAGUCCGGCCCCUGCGAGCCUGCCCUGGGAGGCGGGGACCUGGAGCACCGAGCCUUACAGACAAGGAAACUGAGGGUCAAGGAGGCGGGUGCGGGGAGAGAGAAGUUCCGAGGCUAGCUCCCCGGGCGGGCGUCAUCAUCUCGAAGCGUCGGGGGCCUCUUACCCCGGCCCUCUGAACUGGGCUUUUUAAAGCUUGGGAGGACUGUGCAUCGCCAGCAUUGGUUUCCAUGAUGAGGAAGCUGAGAUCUGGAGAAGAGACUAUGGCAUGUCUCCCAGCCAGGAAGCCUCAGUGGCUUGGAGACUAGAACCCGGGUCUGCUAUCUACGUAGCGCGGGAAAACGGCAUUCAGCCUCACAAGUAACUGCGCCGGGGGCUGAGCUCUGCUCUGAUAUUUACGGCGCUGUCGAGUCCGCCCCCCACCCCCGCACCUAGCCCAGGCUUGCAGUUCCAUUCUGCGGAGUUCGGCGGCUCGGGGAGGGAAGGUGAGAGGGAUUCUGGAGUCUAAGUCGUCCCUCGCAGCUAGCUCAGGCCCCGCCCCUCAGCUCCGGACUUCCACUGGGCUCCGGGAUCUGAAGCUCCACUCCGCUUGGGGGAAGAGCCAGGAGGGUGGGAACCAGGCGUCCGGGCGGCCCCGCCCCGUAGGGGCAGGGGGUUGGGGGAAGCGAAGCGUCCUGGGCCCCUCCUGCCCCCGCAUGGAGGGGACCCCGGAGUGCUCGGCGCCCGACUUGCGGGACGUGGAGGGCAAGGUGGGCCGGAAGACUCCCGAGGGGUUGCUCCGCAGUUUGCGGGGCGAGGGAGAGCCAGUUUCCGCGCUGCUGCAGCCUUCUCGAGGGAUGCCAGAAGCCGGCCACGGCCUCGGUCUGGGCGACAAGGUCACGGCGCUGAGGUUAGAGCUGGCUUACCUUCGAGCCAUUGAUGUGAAGAUCUUGCAGCAGCUUGUCACAGUGAAUGAGGGCAUUGAGGCAGUCCGCUGGCUGCUGGAAGAGCGAGGGGCCCUGGCUAGCCGCUGCAGCAGCCUCACCAGCAGCCAGUACAGCUUGACGGGGGGUAGCCCAGGAGCCUGCUCCCACCGGGACAGCUGGGAGAGCCUGCCUGACCCCACUCCCACCACCACCACAGCUGCAGCUGUCGACCAGCUGGACAGCGUCUCCAUUGGCAGCUACCUGGACACACUGGCCUCAGGGGCUGAGCCCGAGGACGAAGGGCUCUCCGAGGCUGGCCCCCGACAUCCUCCGACUGGCAUGACUUGGGCAAAGGCUCCUCCCUCAGAGGAGAGGUUGUGGAUAGAGGCUGACACGGCAUCGGGGGCCAGGUCUGGGCAGAAGCCUCCUGGAGAGGAGGUCCCUGAGGAUGUCAGAUCUGGCCUCAGCUAUGGGGCCCACUGGUACUGGGGACGGUGUCAGGAUGAUGUGACAUUCUUGUAGCAGCAGCCCCAGGCCUCUCAUCUCCUCCAAUCUGUCCCCUUCCUUUCAUUCUCUGAAAUGAGGAGACAGUUUGGUUUCAAAGGUCACUUCUGACUUUAAAUUUAAGAUCUGAAGGUCUGGAGGAAGAGAUUGGAAACUAGGCCCCAAGAUGUUCCUCAGGCCAGCCUUCCUCUCCCCCAGCUCUUCCCUCACACGAGGUACUGUUUCCUAUGUCCUGUCCUCAUGCUUCAGGAAAUCAGCCAGAUGUCAACGUUGGCCUAAUGAGGGGAGGCUGGUGGAUUGGGUGCCAGAGAUGGGUUAAUGUUGCCCACCCCUUCCAAGCUAGACUCCCCCAGUUGUUAGGUGGGGGGUGGGAGGAGCCAGUGUGGAAGCUCCUCCCCAUUCUCUACAAAGUCACCUAGAGUGCUGGGUGGUAACUCACCACUUCCCUGCAUCAGGGAUAGCAUAGCUGUCUAUGGAGGAGGUGGGAGGCCACCUCCCGAACCCACCACCUGAGGGCUAUAUCUUCCCAUUGACUGCAGGAUUGGAAUACCUGACUGGGUUAACAUCACUUCCUGGUGGCCAAGCUUCUCCUUGUCCCUUCCUGGGAGUGACAGGCCCCCUAAUUCCCAUGGGCUCCCUCUUCUUAGGAGUAAUGCCCUGAGACUUUCUGUCAGUGGGAGCCUCAUUUCCUCCUGGUCUCAACCUCACCAGCAGUUGGGGAGGAACCUCGUGCUGGUAUUCUUCUCUUCCUGCCCACAGUAGGGAGGAGGUGCAGGAUUCUGUCUCAGUGGCUAAGCCUGGCCUAACCUGACUCUCCUCUUCUCCUGCCCCCCUCCAUUUAUAUGCCAAUUCAUUAACCUUGGUCUCUCUGUCCAGUCUCAGUGCCAUGGGGCUUGAGCCUCAGGGUGGGGGGAGGGAGGGUUAGGUUAUCUGAGGAGAGGGAGAGGGAGAAAGUCUCCCAAUACUCAGUUUCAAUAAAGUCCAUUGUUGCCUGA
Molecule: messenger RNA, 2448 nt
Organism: Phascolarctos cinereus (koala)
Lineage: Eukaryota; Metazoa; Chordata; Mammalia; Diprotodontia; Phascolarctidae
Gene: LURAP1
Product: leucine rich adaptor protein 1
Biological process (GO): positive regulation of cytokine production; positive regulation of canonical NF-kappaB signal transduction
Source: RefSeq, a predicted model, not a curated record